Mycena citricolor is the source of this 1403-nucleotide messenger RNA. The record is from the annotation of a GenBank genome assembly. NCBI's taxonomy places the organism in Eukaryota, Fungi, Basidiomycota, Agaricomycetes, Agaricales, Mycenaceae.
GAAAAUGAUGAAUUUGCGCCAGUCGCCAAGUGCCAGAAAGCACCCUUCGUCCCGAACACUCAGCGAUGAGCAACGCCAGGCUUGAGUGAGCAUAGACCUCAAACAUCGCGACUCAACAGUCGGGUCCAAACACCAGACCCGAGUUCCCUAUUUGGGGUUACGCCCAACAUUUCCUAGAACCAGAAACCUGCCCCAGUUUCGGGCCCGACCUCGGUUUCACCACUGCGGCUCGUAUUGAGCACCCACGACGAGAGCAGAGAGGAUAUUUCAAGGAGAUGACUGCAAGUGGAGCCUCGGAAUCAGGGGUCGAGUCGGACACGACAACGACACAGCUCCCCGGAGGGGAAUUGCAGCAUGGUGUUCACGAGAGCCUGUACUCUCCGCGCACUCCCUCCCCACCACCACCACCACCACCACCACAGUCCUCUUCCCUCAGGCAGACGAUGACUCCGAGCCCAGACCGCAAACGAGUGCGCUGGAGUCCCGUUGUCGAAGAGUUCACAGUGGGCCAUACGCGGCAGAGCUCAGCCGGGUCUGGCUCGUCUUGGGCAUCUUCGUCCCCGCCCACUAGCUGGAGCGGACCCAAUCCUCCACCUCUCUACAAGCCGGCGGAAACGACACCGCCGACCCCGCUCAUCUCGCAACCGAUCCCACUCCCGGACGACGAAGACGAGGACGACGGCGAACACGAAGCCAACGGCGGUGCGACGGAACCGACCAUCAACGCGUGUCUCAGUGUGAUGCAGCUCGACCUGUCCCUCCCGUCCCGCACGUUCCGCAGCGAGCUCGGGCCGCACCAAGCCCUGCUCGACACCGCGGCCUGCGACCCCCCGGCGGACGUGCUGUUCCUCCGCGUCGACACGGGGCUGGUGAAAGCCAAGAUCGAGGUGCGCUCGCACGCGGGGUCCGGCGCGGCAGUCACGGUCGGGGACGUGCUGAGCACCCUGCAUGCCGAGCUGCGCAGGCCGGACGGCGGAGGCACGCCCGCGGACGCGGUGCCGUAUGCCCAGCAGCGCAUCGCGGCGGAGGGCGGAGGCGGUGCACGGAUCGUCGACCACUUGUUGGGGCGGACGGUGCUGGCUGGGCUGCAUCGGCAGGUGGGACACGGUGAUAACCAUUGGCAGGUCGAUCUGGUGUAGUCACCGGCAACCCACGACGGGCAUGUAUUCUCCCAGCUUCCAGGCGCCAUUGCGCGGCGUGUUGUAUAAUGUAUUGUACUCAUAUCCGAGUAGCGAUCGACGUGACGCACCCCAUUCAAGCUGUAACCGCACAGGCUGAUGUGAGUCACAGCACCGAUUGCAUCGCAAGCUGCAGCAGAAUGGGUGAGCAGACGGCUACACAUUACGAGCACGACAUGGAAGGUAGGAGGCGAUUUCCUUUUUGGGACAUGAGGGAUAAUGGAA